GAAUUUUAUGAUUAUGAUUCAAGCUUAUACAAAAUUAAGCUACUCCGACACUAGGGUAUUUCUAUUUGAAAAACCCUGCAGAUACCAUUCAGACUUUGAGCUGUUUAGACUUUAACCUUAGCAUACUUUUAACUUAUCAGACUUUAUUUUAUAAGAAGGAAGGACAGCGUUAUUUAUUGUAUUUAAAGGAAGGGGUGCCUUGUAAUAAUUUGUAAUUGAAGAAGAAAGGAUUGCUUUAAUCAUUGCAUUUAAGGAAAGUAUUGUAUCAUUGCAUUUGAAGAAAGAAUUGCAUUUUUAUUGCAUUUGAAGUAAGGAUUGUGAUACAAAAUAAUUACAUUUAAUGUAAGGAACAUUGAAUUUAAAACGAUACAAUGCAUUGGUUUAAUGAGAAAAAAUUGAUUUGGAUCCUUGAAUGUGUUACAAUUUUUGUAUUUAAAACAGUCCUUACCAGCAAGUUCACUCUCUCGUCGAGUAAUGCACGAUAUAGUGAUACUUUAGUGCAACAUUUAAACACUAGCAAAAUACAAUGUGCGAGAUUAUGUGAUGGUGUGGAUGAAUGUACGUCUGUUAACCACAAUGCGGACACGGGCGUUUGCGAACUCACAACAUACGUUCCUGGCGUGGUGACACCUCCAACAGAAACCGAAUCCAACUGGAACGUUUAUUGUGAUGGUCGUUUUGUUCCUGCUGUUGAUGCGUGGCAGCAAUCUACACACGUGCACUUUGAUGUACCACUUGCAGCAAGCUUUGCAAUAGAUGGUAACCGCGGCGACAAAUAUAAAGUGACUCAUAUAAUAUACUGUGCUGUUACUGCAAGUAGCUAUUCGUAUUGGGGAAUGGAAUUUGAGCGUGUCGCAGAAGUGUCCCAUGUUAUCAUCUUUUUUAGGAAUUCCUCACAAAACAACUACAUGAAUUCGAAUUUGCGGUUACUUAUUUCCCCUACCCGACAAGAUUCAGACAACAAUAAGGGAACUGACUGCGCAUACUACGUCGGACCCCCAGCAUCGCCGUCUUUACCUGUAAAGAUCCCAUGUGCUCAGAACGUGACAGGAAAGUUUCUGAAGAUCACCCACAACCAGGAUGACCCCCUUUGCCUUUGUGAAGUAGAGGUUUACUCGGUUUAGAGGGGGAAACUGCUGAAUUCGUUCUGAUUAUUGUUUGCGUCUGCACUGGUCAUUCUUUAUUAAAUUCUUUCAUUUAAAAUCCGUAAGUGGCAAGUAGAAUGUACUCAAUGAUAUAAGAAUUAUGAGAGAUGAAAAUCAUCAUCUAAUUAUUUAAGAGGAAUGACCACCCUAAUAAGCACUGUAAGGAGCUGACAAAUUGAUAACGUGGGUCAUUUAAAUGUUUUAUUGGACACCUCCAUACAGACUUUAAACAAAAUUUACCGUAUGUUCUAUGGGUUAUGGAUAGUUUUCUGAAUAAAUGCUUGAAUAUAAGAAAGGCUGUUUUUAGGAAAUAAGAAAUCCCUAAA
This is a messenger RNA of Ruditapes philippinarum (Manila clam), 1471 nucleotides long. RefSeq lists its product as uncharacterized. Lineage: Eukaryota; Metazoa; Mollusca; Bivalvia; Venerida; Veneridae. The coding region runs from base 372 to 1124 and encodes 250 amino acids. The transcript is spliced from 3 exons. The record is from RefSeq and is a predicted model, not a curated record.